CUAGUGUGACGCAACUCAUGCAUCUGCUACAGUGAGCCAUGGCCCAGCCACAGAGUGUUACCAUGUGGCAUUGUUGGAUGCACUUCAUCUUGGCCUGGAUAUCAAUGGCAACCCCAACGCUCUGCCAAAGCGGAGAUUGGGGUUCAGGCUUUGACAUCUACUCUGAAACAGUGGCCACCAAUGACACGUCGCAGGCAGUUGGUGAUGAGCCUGUGAGGAUGAGAAACAACCAAGACUGGAUCACAUCAGCAGCUUCCUCUCCAUCACCCUCACCUACACUGCUGUAUGAGCCUCAACCGGACAAGUGCUUUGUCCACUUCAGCACUAACGCUGCUUCAGCUCGAAGGCUGAAGGCCCAGAAAGAGGAGCUGGCCUACCUGCAGGCCAUCCAGCAUGGAAACAAGGCAGUGAUGGAGAGCUUGGAGCAGUUUGUGGGGGCAGAGCUGGGAGAUCUGAGCUAUGAGGAUGUGAUUAAGGAAAAUAUCCUUGGCAUCCACGAGGACCAGAAGAAUUGCCACGAGGUGGUAGAGAAAGCUGAAGAAGAUCUAGAAAAGCAGCUGGAGGGGGAAGUGUCGGGAGUCAUCGCUGGGAUGCAGAAAAUCAGACAAGAGUCCUUGGCCUUUGAAGACAUGCUCCGUACUGCAGCGGACAUCGCCAACAGGCUAGAGAUCUCAUCGCAGGUUCUGCACGCUUCAUUCACCAAGCAGCUGAAAGACAUUGCCAAAAUUCACCGCUAA
This is a messenger RNA of Micropterus dolomieu (smallmouth bass), 737 nucleotides long. RefSeq lists its product as uncharacterized. Bases 39 to 737 code for a protein of 232 amino acids. The record is from RefSeq and is a predicted model, not a curated record. Lineage: Eukaryota; Metazoa; Chordata; Actinopteri; Centrarchiformes; Centrarchidae. The transcript has 3 exons.